UUUAGAUGAACUUAAUAAUAUCUACUAUUAUGAUGAAGAUACUGUUUUUGAAGCUUUAUGGAAUGAAAGUGUUGAUAAAGAUGAUAUUAUCGCAAUUAAAUAUGAAUUUUAUACUGAUAUAAAUAAAAUUGAAAUACAAGUACAAAGAAUAUUAUAUAGAGCUAUUAAAUAUUAUUGGUCAGUUCAAGAUGAUAUAAACUUAUGUGAUAGUCAUACUAUUAAUUCAAAUUUUAGUAAUGAUAUUUCUGAAAAAAAACAAGAAGAAGGAAUUGAAGAAGAAGAAGAGGAAGAAAAAGAGGAAAAAGAAGAUAAAUAUAAAAAUAUUGAUACAAAUCCAUUUGAAUGGUGA
This is a messenger RNA of Funneliformis mosseae, 349 nucleotides long. The record is from the annotation of a GenBank genome assembly. Lineage: Eukaryota; Fungi; Glomeromycota; Glomeromycetes; Glomerales; Glomeraceae.